AACUUAUAGUCAAGUUGCUCAACUCUUUUAACACUGUUAUACUCUUCUGACAUAAUAUCUUGCUUCAUGUAGUGACACUUUACAUUGAAGACGUGUCAGGUGUCCAACACAUGUUGAUGUUCGAUAUGGAUACAUGUGAUUAUAUUCCAUGUCUUCAAUUUUCUUAAAUUAUUAUUAGUGUGUAGGUGUUAGUCCCAAUUUUGUGUCUGUGUCAGCGCUUCAUAGAUAUCGCCCCUCUGGGCCACCACAGAAGACUCAUCCAUAUUAGUUCUCUACAUAUCAACACUCUUCUUCACCUCUCCUCCUUCCUGUUUUUCUUCUUUAUAUUCUUCCUUGAACUUCAUUACAAACAGGUUUGUCGUGUCGUUUUUCUUAAACUCCUCUUUCUUUCUUUUUUCCUCUCACAGUUUAAAUUCACAAUCAUGGUUAAUUUAUGUUGGACUUGACCUUAUCUUCUUUUUUUGUUAUCUAUUUGAAACAAAGCUAUGGGAAUUAAUAUUGUCUCUGCCAUGGGAGUUUGUUUGGGCGGCCAAAUCAAAGCUGAAGGUCCAACUAAUUCAGUUUCAGGGUUAAGUUCAAAGAGUGUGAAUGUCAACACAGAAGAUCUUAGUAUUCCAUGUAGCAAGGUUUCUGGCGAUCUCAGUAGCUCAAGUAAUACUGAGGUACCAACAGUAUCGGUGCCUCAGACUGCUCGGGGUGUGGAGGAGAUCUUACAAUCAACCAAUUUGAAGAGCUUUACUUCUACUGAACUUCAGGUUGCAACAAGAAAUUUCCGUGUAGACAGUGUCUUGGGACAUAGUGUUUUCAAGGGUUGGAUUGAUGAACACUCAUCUUCUGCUGCCAAACCCGGCAAAGGCAUUGCUGCUGCUGUCAAAAGACUUUAUCAGGAUGGCUUCAAAGGUCACAAGGAGUUGUUUGCUGAAGUGAACUCUUUAGGCCAGCUUUCUCAUCCUCAUCUAAUCAAAUUGAUUGGUUAUUGCCUUGAAGAUGACAACAGUCUUCUUGUCUUUGAAUUCAUGCCUCGUGGCAACUUGGAGAAUCACUUGUUCAUCAGAGGCUCAUAUUUUCAACCUCUUUCUUGGAGCCUACGUUUGAAGGUUGCUCUUGGUGCUGCCAAAGGCCUUGCAUUUCUUCACAGUACUCAAACAAAAGCAAUGUACCGCGAUUUCCAGACUUCAAAUGUCUUGCUAGAUUCCAAUUAUAAUGCAAAACUUUCAAAUUUUGGCCUGGCAAAGAACUUGUCCCUGGUUGAUAAAAGUCAUGUACCUACCAAGCUAACCUCUGGAUAUACGGCUCCGGAAUACCUAGCCACAGGUAACCACACUGCUAAGAGUGAUGUCUAUAGUUUUGGAGUUGUACUACUAGAAAUAUUAUCUGGGAGGAGAGUUGUUGACAAGAACAGACCAACAAGACAACACAAUUUGGUGGAAUGGGCAAAGCCUUAUCUAUCCAACAAGCAUAAGAUUUUGCGCGUGUUGGAUAGUCGCCUUGAAGGCCAAUACGAAUUAGAAGAUGUUUUUAAGGUUGCUAUACUCUCCCUACGGUGCCUUUCAGUAGAAGCCAAGUUGAGACCAAACAUGGAUGAGGUUGUUACAAAUUUGGAGCAGUUGCAGGUUCCUCAUGUAAAUGGAUGCAACCAGAAUCGUUUGCGUAGAAGAAGUGCUGAUGAUGUUGCCCGCGUUAGAACAUCCACAACUUAUCCCCAACGCUCUGCGUCUAUACCCUGUACAUGACAUUGCACAUUGCAGAAUGCAAGAUACAGCACCCUUGAAAGUUAACAAAGCUGAAUUUCUCAAAUGCAGUGAUCUUAAACCAUGACUACAUAUUACCGAAUAAUUUGUACAUAUCUUAAUCUUAAUAUAGCUAAUGUUUCAGAACCAAACUUCUCUUGGACAUUCUGCUUGUUGAGACUCGAGAGCGCCGAUGUCUACAGAUAAUUGGAUCUUUUUAGUCUUUUGUAUGUUUAUCUGGUUAGUUAAUUUUUAUUGUAAUCUAUGGAUGGAGUAUAUAGUUUCCUAAUUUAUGAAACUAUAGUUUACUUUGAUGCAUGUAUAUUUGUUGAAUGAACCUUAAUUGUAUGUUAGCUCCCUAUCA
Messenger RNA from Medicago truncatula (barrel medic), 2094 nucleotides. RefSeq names its product probable serine/threonine-protein kinase PBL9. The transcript is spliced from 6 exons. Gene Ontology annotation, molecular function: ATP binding; protein kinase activity. The record is from RefSeq and is a predicted model, not a curated record. NCBI's taxonomy places the organism in Eukaryota, Viridiplantae, Streptophyta, Magnoliopsida, Fabales, Fabaceae. The coding region runs from base 486 to 1733 and encodes 415 amino acids. Gene Ontology annotation, biological process: protein phosphorylation.